Megalopta genalis is the source of this 1772-nucleotide messenger RNA. It is a transcript of the gene Alg3, whose product is annotated as Alg3, alpha-1,3- mannosyltransferase. Gene Ontology annotation, molecular function: dol-P-Man:Man(5)GlcNAc(2)-PP-Dol alpha-1,3-mannosyltransferase activity. Gene Ontology annotation, cellular component: endoplasmic reticulum. The record is from RefSeq and is a predicted model, not a curated record. NCBI's taxonomy places the organism in Eukaryota, Metazoa, Arthropoda, Insecta, Hymenoptera, Halictidae.
UUUAAAAUUAUUUUGCCUCUUGUAUUUAGAGUAUUAAUUUCUACUCCAUUCUUUAGGCAAUUUUCAAUUUCUUUAAAAGAAAAUAGCUAACCAUUUUUCAACCUCUGUUCACAUACUAUUUUUAACAUUAGUAUCUUAUUGUUACUAUAUUACUAGGAUCAAAACAUUUACAAUUUCUUCCUAAACAUAUGCAAUAAUAGCAAUAUGGCGCCACGCAGAGAUCACCGGUCUAACCAAAAUUCGGUCAAAUCAUCAAAGAAAAACGUGAAGAAAUGGUACGAAAACUAUUUAGAAUGGGAGAAACACGUUUCUUUAUUUACAGACCCAAAGAAAAUUUUCCUGAUAGGAAGAGUGUUUAUAAUCCUGGAAAUUGUUUUGAACAUAUUGGUUAUCGAACGUGUACCAUACACUGAAAUUGAUUGGAAAGCAUAUAUGCAAGAGGUCGAGGGCUUUUUAAACGGCACAAUGGAUUACUCGAAACUGAAAGGUGAUACUGGACCAUUGGUUUAUCCAGCAGGAUUUGUUUACACAUUUUCCGCGCUGUACUACAUUACGGACCACGGAGUGAAGAUCAAAAUAGCACAGUACAUCUUUGCAGGUCUUUACAUAAGCCUACUUAUGCUGGUCUUUCGCAUUUAUGCGAGGACAAAAAAAGUUCCUCCUUAUGUUCUUAUUAUUAUGUGUUGCACAUCUUAUCGUGUCCAUUCUAUAUUUACUUUGAGACUUUUUAAUGAUCCAAUUGCAAUGUUUCUAUUAUUUGCGAGCUUAAACGCAUUUCUAGAUGAUCGCUGGUACUUAGGAAGUGUUCUUUACAGCUUAGCUGUAUCCAUUAAAAUGAAUGUUUUAUUAUUUGCACCGGCUCUGUUGACUGCUUACUUGUGUAACUUAGGAUUAUUGAAAACAAUAAUCCAUUUGUUCAUUGCUGGCUCAAUUCAGUUAAUGUUAGGUCUUCCUUUUAUAAUCAACAAUCCUUUAGCCUAUAUUAAAGGUUCAUUCGAUCUUGGAAGAGUUUUCGAAUUUAAGUGGACUGUUAAUUGGAGAUUCUUGCCAGAACAUGUUUUCAUUCAUCCGUAUUUCCAUGUAUCAUUGUUGGUAUUGCACAUAUUGACUCUUAUUUAUUGUGCACCAAAAUGGAUAACAUAUAUGAAAUCGUAUGCCAAAUUAAAAGCGGUAGAAAAAAGUCUGCAGCCUCAAUUAAAAAAGAAAGAAAAAGUGGAUAUGUCUGUUAUGAGUCAACUAUUCAUUUUACCAAUGUUUGCUGCCAAUUUUAUUGGUAUUGCAUUCAGUAGAUCACUGCAUUAUCAAUUUUAUGUAUGGUAUUAUCAUACACUUCCUUAUGUUGCAUGGUGUACAAAUUAUAAGACUGUUGUAAAGUUGACCAUUUUAGGUAUCAUAGAAUUAUGUUGGAACACUUAUCCAAGCACAGUCUUUAGUAGUGUUUCAUUACACAUAUGUCAUCUAAUGUUGUUUUAUGGAGUUAUUAAAGAUAAAUCUGGCCAUGAGAAAGAGAAAUAAAAACUUAGGGACCAUGUUUGUGUACUAUUUCUUAUCCCCUACUCUUCCACAUGAUUAUUUAAUUUUUUAAUGGAUUCUGCGGCUGGAAUGUUUUGUUACAUCUAUUUCUAUGAUGAAGAAAUCAUUUUUACAUUUUAUUUCAUAAAAAUGACAGAAAACAAAACUAUGUCAUUGUAUUUUAUAUAAGAAAGAAUUGUAAGAGAAAUGUGAUUGAUACAAUAAGAUUGUAAAUACAUCUAUACAGGUCGAAGUAAUUA